GAGAACCCUUGGGAGUCAACACGUUACAUUGCGGGCAGUGACAGUGUUGAUGUCAGUGAAUUUAAAGACAUUCAUUUCUAUUAUCCACACCAUGUCAGUCGGGAAAGGACAGAAAUGACGUUCAUUCGUGCACUACAACAACCAACAUCGCCCCUAAUGAAUGCGAGGCACUGUAAACACAACUCCAGGAACAUGAAAAGAUCGGGUGACAGUGAGGGGGAGAAGAGAAGAAAGAGGCGUAAGCUACUUCAGGAUUUGGGAGACCAGAAGAUCCCCUUUCUGGGACCUUCAGAUCGAGGCUUUCAGCAGCUGUGGGAUUCCAGUUACUGUGGGUUGGUGUUAAGGAAAUCCUGUUCACUGCCUGCUGAGCUGCAUGGUCRGGUUCAAGCAGCCCUGCUCACCCUCAGAAGGAAAGGCUCCCUCCUUAAGGAUCUGGUUCGUGUUCGUGAUCGAGAUGUGUUCACUGCCGUGUCGCGAGCRCUGGUGGGUGAGCCGGGCCACACCUACCGCUACCUGGACACACGGCUCUUUGCUAUUCCCUGGCACCUUGAGGACACGCAGGUCAAGGGACAAAACUGUUGUGAUCCGGACAUGAGAGCUGCCUGCAAGGCACUAUGGGAGCUCAACAACUUCUUCUGCUCUGAUGUGUCUCAGCUGAAAGAAGGAGACAGGCUAACACAAUGUGURAAGGCCGAAGCAGAAGUUAAACUAGGCGGGGAGGGGGACACGGAGUCRAAACACAGUGAAGACUCUAAAAAUAGUGAAGGAGGGGACUCAGAGUCUAAGCAAAGUGAGGAGGGAGACACAGAGUCCAAGCACAGCGAGGAGUGGGACAUUGAGUCGAAGCAUAGCGAAGAAGGCUGCUCUGGGUCAAAGCUGGAAGGGGAGUGGGAAACCGAGUUCAWACUUGGCAGUGAAGAGGGUGAGUCCUCCCAAGUUUCACAAAGUGAAACCUGCGUUGCAGCAACUUCAGAACACAGCGAAGGAAAAUGCCCCAGCUGGACAACUAAGGCCACCAGUGGGACAAAGAAAGACCCUGUGGGACUAGAGGCACACGAGAAGCCUGUUACCCAACUAAAGCACAGCCUGUCCGAUUACCACAUUCAGGACAAAGAGGAACGUGAGAGUGGACAAGGUUGUUCUAAGCCCAGUCCUCCACAAAUUUGCACUGGCCCAGUUAGAUUCAAUGUCACCUUACUCAAUUACAUGGACCCAGCACAAAUGAGCCAGCUCAAAGAGGAGCCAUACUAUGGCAUGGGGAAAAUGGCAGUAGGGUGGCACCAUGAUGAAAACCUGAUCACACAUUCACCAGUGGCUGUUUACAACUUUWGUUGCCAAGAUGACAAAGGUGAGAGCAGCGAAGGCAGCAACGGCGAGAAGGCACACUGGAGGAUCGGGCUGAAGGUGGCCUGGGACAUUCACACUCCUGGCUUGAUGCUACCGCUGGAGUCUGGAGACUGCUAUUACAUGAGAGAUGAUCUGAACAGCACACAUCAGCACUGUGUCCUUGCUGGAGAAAUGGCACGUUUCAGCUCCACACACAGAGUGGCCGAGUGUUCUAGGGGGACCCUGACCUACAUCCAGUCACGGUGCCAAGAGGCCCUGUCCAACCUGCACACUGACCCCAAGACGGGCUCCCACAGCCUGCUGACCCUGCAGCCGACAACACUACAGCACUGCGAAGAGAUUCACAACGAGGUGGAAUUUGAAUGGCUGCGUCAGUAUUGGUUUCAGGGCCAGCGCUACACCCGCUUUUGCAGCUGGUGGACCAGACCGAUGGAGCAACUGGAGAAGGACUGGAAGCUCCUGGAGACUAUGACUAUGCUCUUUCUGGCUACGGUGGAGGAGGAGGGCCAAGCCGAAGAGGGAAGGAGGGAGAUGGCAGAAACCCUGUUGACAGCCUUGACAGACAGACACCAGCAGAGACAAACAUGGAGGGACAGGUGCCACUCGAAUCUGGCCCAGACGUUAUCCCCCGAGGAGGCCCCAGUGGAUCGACCCUUCUGGGGUGUGGAUGACCCCGGCAUGCCUCUGCCCUUUGAUCUGGCCGACAUCAUCAACAGAGUGGAGUCACUGCUGUGGAGGAUGUGAAGGAGAGCUUGAUGAUUUGAGGAGAGAAAACACGAGGAAAACCCRCCGGCUUUUCUGAAAGGUUGACUCGUCAGCUGAGAGGACAGAUCAUUGACGAUAAGUGUGAUCCCACCAAGAUUAAAAAUAUAUAUUAUUUUUAAAUUGGGACAUCUACAUCCUUCUCCUACGUCACCCUCUUCCACUAGCGGACCCCGGCAUUUCUGUCGCCCUCCCACUCCCCGACUUGGAUUUGGCUGGAAGGAAACCAGGCCACAGUAGAUUCAGCAUAGAGCUUCAGUAACUCACUAACAAUGCAAAAGCUUAGCAUCGAGCUACUAGUGUUUCAACAACCUAAUGAAUCGUAAGUGGAACCUGCAUUUCAGUGUUAGCAUUCAUCGUGUAACUAUUUAUUAUUUCUGUGUACUCUGUUGCUUAAUCUCAUGUAACCCAGACAUGCUUUUUUUAUCAAUGCAUUGACUCCUUCUCAGUAGUUACAGUACAGUACAUACAUAUAUGCUUUCAGCUUGUCACAGUGUUAUAAUACAGUAUAGAAUGGUAAGAAAAGUCACUUUGCUCACUUGUGAAUAGUGUAACCUCUUUCCUAGUGUUUGGAAUUGGAAUGAGCCUGAAGAGACCAAAGAAAGACAAUGUUAAGAAAGUUCUGAAUGUCACCCAGUGGAAAACAUGAAGAACGUGCCGUGUUUGUGUUGCAGUGGUGUGCUUGUGCCAUUUUUGCCAUGAGAAUGCGUGUUUGUGUGCAUAUAUUUAGCCUUGGGAAUUUACAAGUGAUCAGUCGUUGGCUUAUGUCUGUGUGUGUGUGUUUAUGUGUGUUUUUUUGGUGCACGUUGGCUUGUGUUUUUUUAUUUUUUAUUUUUUUGUCUCACUCUCCCACAUGCCUACAUGAAGAUAUGUAUGAAUGCGAUAGUGUGUAUGUGUGUGCCUGUAAGGAAGCCUGCAAGUUGUUUGUUCUUGAAGAAGUGCAUAUGGAGAAACAGAGUCUUACAG
Molecule: messenger RNA, 3075 nt
Organism: Austrofundulus limnaeus
Lineage: Eukaryota; Metazoa; Chordata; Actinopteri; Cyprinodontiformes; Rivulidae
Gene: fto
Product: FTO alpha-ketoglutarate dependent dioxygenase
Exons: 10
Coding region: 115-2091 (658 amino acids)
Biological process (GO): DNA alkylation repair; RNA repair; regulation of multicellular organism growth
Molecular function (GO): ferrous iron binding; broad specificity oxidative DNA demethylase activity; mRNA N6-methyladenosine dioxygenase activity
Source: RefSeq, a predicted model, not a curated record